Branchiostoma belcheri (Belcher's lancelet) is the source of this 1691-nucleotide messenger RNA. Its product is annotated as serine protease 33-like. NCBI's taxonomy places the organism in Eukaryota, Metazoa, Chordata, Leptocardii, Amphioxiformes, Branchiostomatidae. Gene Ontology annotation, molecular function: serine-type endopeptidase activity. Bases 271 to 1593 code for a protein of 440 amino acids. Gene Ontology annotation, biological process: proteolysis. The transcript is spliced from 8 exons. The record is from RefSeq and is a predicted model, not a curated record.
GAAUGGAACGUUUGUCUGGAAAAACAUUAUAGUCUCCUGGGUCAGAAUUUCAAAGCUUGCGCCUACUGUACAUAAUUGAGAGGGUCAGGAGGUGAAUCGUCUUGUUUCCUGACUUGUUUGUAUAAACACUUGACCUUUGAUCGCCGAGUUUUGCUUGUAAUUGUUCUUUUGUGGAUGCGUCACACCAAGGAGCUUCGGGCGUCAUCAAAGAAGUAACGUCAGGAAUAAGACAGGAAACGGCUAUCAUCUUUAACUCAUUUCCCGAGCGAAAUGGCGACUCCAGGCAGCAGGAAGAUUUUCGUCCUCCUUGUGACGGUUGCGAUGUUCCAAUUCGUGACGCAGACAUCGUCGUUUGUCCAUUACUACUCCUCUGCUGAGGAGUCCAUGGAAGGGAGUGGGGAGAGUAGUGGGGACGGCUCGGCGCUGUUGCCCGACUCGCUAGAGGAGUACCAACGCUACCGCUCUUCCAGGGGAAGGGUACCGGACUCCGCAUUUCGACAGUGGUCCACGUGGUCACGAUGUACAAGGUCUUGUGUUCAGAAACGGUACCGUGAGUGUAAAAGGUUUCUACAGUGCGGAGAUGAAAUUCAGACCCAGGCGAGGUUCUGUUCCGUACCGGGAACAGCGUGUGAGCGGCCCGACACCUCCACCCCUGCCGCCCCCGAUGUUCUACCGACCACCGGGGACCAGGGAUGGCUACCCGUCACUGAACGAACUUCAGUUGAGAUAGACUCUGAAGAACACACCGAGGACAACAACGGAGACGAAGGUGAAGAAGACCCUUACCCCGACCAGUCGGAAGGCGAGUUCAACUCGUCGGGCUGCGGCGUCAAACCACGGCUACCCCGCUUCAGGAUCGUGGGGGGUCGGCCGGCCAGACCCGGUAGCUGGCCAUGGCAGGUCGCCAUGUUGGAUAAGGAAUACUUCGGGCACUUUUGCGGAGGAACACUCAUCUCACCGCAGUGGGUCCUGACGGCGGCUCACUGCUUCCGGCGGAAGUCCACACAAAAGAAGUCCCUGGUCAGAGUCGGGGAGCACGACUUCCUGACGCGAGAGGACACACAGAAAAACGCUCAGAUAGCCAAAGUAAUUCUCCACCCUGACUACACAACCGACACCGAUCAUCACGACAUAGCUCUCCUGAAGCUGAAGAAACCGGUCCAACUCAGCCCUGCUGUCUACCCCAUCUGUCUGCCGGAACCAGGGGAGUUUCCGCCGGUAGGGACCGGAUGUUACGUCACGGGAUGGGGCAAACACGUGCAGCCAUCUUGGGGAGGAAGCAACGUUCUCAGAGAGGUCCAGGUGCCCAUUAUUGAUGACGUCACGUGCCGUGAGACGUACGCAGAGUACGGUGAUUACGCAAUCGGGCCCGGCAUGUACUGUGCAGGGUACGAGGAGGGGGGGAGGGACUCCUGUGGUGGGGACAGCGGGGGACCGAUGUCAUGUCAACUGGAUGGCAGAUGGACGAUGGUGGGCGUGACCAGCUUCGGUGAUGACGAAUGUGGCCGACCCGGAAGUUAUGGGGUCUACACAAAGGUCAGCCACUACAUGGACUGGAUCCGGUGGGUCAUGGCGGAACAUGGCGGCGAGUGAGCGGGCUCCGGGAGAUAGAUAGAGGGUUUCUAACGAGAAACCCCUGGUUGUUUAAUGGGACAUUAUGUAACAUUACGUAGCAUUAGGACAAUACAAAA